Molecule: messenger RNA, 627 nt
Organism: Schistosoma guineensis
Lineage: Eukaryota; Metazoa; Platyhelminthes; Trematoda; Strigeidida; Schistosomatidae
Source: the annotation of a GenBank genome assembly
AAUGCUUGUACCUUCUAGAUAUUGGUUGUAGUAGUUCUCCAAGUUUCAGCUCCGUACAGUCGAACUGCCUUGACAUUCGUAUUGAAGAUUGUGACUUUGAUAUUGGUUGAAAGUUGUUUUGAGUUCCAUAUGUUCUUCAAUUGUAGGAAUGUGACCCUUGCUUUGCCAAUCCUGGCCUUUACGUCUGCAUCUGAGCCUCCUUGUUCAUCGAUAAUGCUUCCUAGGUAUGUGAAGGACUCUACAUCUUCCAGAGUUUCGCUAUCAAUAGUGAUUGGAUUUCUGUUCUCCGCUUUGAAUUUGAGGACCUUGGUUUUCCUUUUGUGUAUACUGAGGCCUACUGAUGCAGAGACUGCUGCUACACUGGCUGUCUUUGUCUGCAUCUGUUCGUGUGUAUGCAAUAGGAGGGCUAGGUCAUCUGCGAAGUCCAAAUCGUCUAAUUGAUUUUGAGCUGUCCAUUGUAUUCCGUGUUUUCCUUCAGAUGUCGAGGUCCUCAUAAUCCAGUCGACCACCAGAAGGAAAAGGGAGGGAGUAGACAGCCUUGGCUGACUUCGGUCUUUACUUGGAAUGCAUCUGCCAGCUGUCCUCCAUGCACGACUUUGCAUUGUAGUCCACUGUAUCAGUUCCGGA